Molecule: messenger RNA, 5092 nt
Organism: Pangasianodon hypophthalmus (striped catfish)
Lineage: Eukaryota; Metazoa; Chordata; Actinopteri; Siluriformes; Pangasiidae
Gene: gpr185a
Product: G protein-coupled receptor 185 a
Exons: 2
Coding region: 513-1469 (318 amino acids)
Biological process (GO): G protein-coupled receptor signaling pathway
Cellular component (GO): membrane
Molecular function (GO): G protein-coupled receptor activity
Source: RefSeq, a predicted model, not a curated record
AAUUCUACAUUGUGUUAAUUCUACAUUGUGUUAAUUCUACAUUGGGCAUCAUCCUCUUUUCUUCAUCUUCUCCUCCAUCUUUAUCCCAGUCACCAUGACAACGGUCCGUCUCUCGCCGCUCCACCUCGCGCGCGCGUGCACAGACACCGCGGCCUCUCAGUCGCAGCAGAAUGGAGCGCGAGCGUGACGCCACGGAUGCGCGAGCCGGGCGCAGACCAAUUGCGUGUGAGCAGCUGGACGCCGCUGUCCGUGAAACCGCCAACCUUCCGAGCGGAGCGGCGAGGAUGAAGACUGAGCAGCGAACCGGAGAGAAACCGGAGCGGAGCGAGUUCCUGUGAGAGCAGCUCUCUCUCCUCAAGCUGCUGAACGGCGCGGCAUGCGAGGCGCUGUACUGCACGAGACCAUCUUCAUCAUCUUCCUCAUCUUCAUCAUCAUCUUCACCCUUCUUCACCUGGGGGCAGAGGGAUGGAGGCGCGAGCGGACUCCUGGUGAUUCAUCCUCAUGCCGCAGCUAUGAGUAACACGCACCCCAACACCUCGACUUUAAUCCCGGAUGUGCAGGAGGUGAGGAACGUGAGCGUGGAGCUGCUGUCCCUAAACCCCUGGGACGUGGUGCUGUGCGUGACGGGUACGCUGGUGUGCUGUGAGAACGCCUUGGUGCUCGCGUUGAUCGCCCACACUCCCUCUCUGCGAGCGCCGACGUUUGCGCUCGUGGCCAGCUUGGCGUCUGCCGAUCUGCUGGCCGGUCUGAGCUUGAUCCUGAACUUCAUCGUCAUCUACAUGAUGGACUCCGACUUCGUGACGCUGCUGUCAGCCGGGCUGCUCAUCACUGCCUUCUCAGCCUCGGUGCUGAAUGUGCUGGCCAUCACGGUGGACCGCUACCUGUCGCUGUACAGCGCUCUCACGUACCACACAGAGCGCGCCGUCACCUUCACCUACGUGGUGAUGAUGCUCGUGUGGUCUACCAGUGCUGCACUCGGUUCGCUGCCCGUGCUCGGCUGGAACUGCCUGCGUGACGAAGCGACAUGCAGCAUCUGUCGGCCGGUGCACAAGAGCAACGCGGCCGCGCUCGCCGUCUCCUUCCUCCUCGUCUUCGCCCUCAUUCUGCAGCUAUACCUCCAGAUCUGCAAGAUUGCCGUGCGUCACGCGCAGCAGAUUGCUGUGCAGCGCCACUUCAGGGCCGCCUCGCACGCCGCUUCCGCAGCCAAAGGCGUCUCCACGCUGUCGGGCAUUUUGGGCACGUUUGCGCUCUGCUGGGUUCCUCUUGCCAUGUACUCACUGGUGGCAGAUACGUAUUAUCCAGCAACUUACACGUACGCCACUGCUCUUCCAGCGAUCUGCAGCUCCAUCAUAAACCCCAUCAUCUACGCCUUCAGAAACCCGGACAUCCAGAGGUCACUGAGGCUCACAUGCUGUGGAUGUAUGCCCUAUGGCUUUACAAUGCGACCACGGACACCUAGUGAUGUGUAACAAUUUUCUAAAUGCAAAAGCUACGGCAGUAAUAUUAAACGAACACUCCAGCAGUUUUCAACCCAUAUUUAUAUCCAUAGCUUCUGGAGCGUGUGUGAUUACCAGAAACAAGGAUUUUAACAGGUUCCCUGAGAAAAGAAUCGAAAACCUGAAACUCACUUACGAUGGAAGCCCUAGGGCAGUUGCUGGUGCAGACAGUAAAUAUUUCUGUAUUUUGGUAGAAUUCUUCAGCCGAAGCUCUAACGUGACCUUUCAGAGAUGAGACGAUGUUUCAGAGGGAAGAAUUAGUGCUUGCAUGGGUCUGAUCAUGUCUGAUCACAGAUAUGACAGAUUCUUGUGUAAAGUGUAAAUAGCUGCUUUUUACUGUAUUGUUCCUCAUAUAUGACUUCUGCUUUAAUUGAAGAAGUUCAGGAAAUAUGCAUAGACUCCCAUUCUAAGUGAAUUUGGUGUACAGAUGUUCUCCUCUUUCCUCAGUACAGGUUAAGUUCUUGUCGGUGGUAAUCACACAUUCAGUACAGAACAGCUGAUAGACGUGAGGUUAAAAACUGCUGAGGUAUGAUUUAACAUGCACAGAGGGUCCAUGUAUUGUAAUGUUCAUGCGUAUGGAAGUUGUGUGUUGUCUGUGAAAUCACGGUGUGCUAGUACACAUACUAGGUGUGUUUAAUGUCUUUGGUCAAAGCUUCAGUUUAAAUAUGAAAGAAAUAGUGUUGAUUCCUGUUUAAUUAACACUUGUAUAAGCACCAAACUCAAAUGUAGCAUGAAUCUUUUGUGUCAGUCGCCUUUAAGCACUGUGAAAUGCCUACAGGCUUCCUAGACUAUCAACAGAACUGAUGGACAACAGAGCUCAUGAAUGUUCUUCGCAUCGCUGGCAAUAUAUUUAGAAAUUGGCUUAUUCACUUGAAACUCAGGUUGAGAGGCAGUCAUGAGCGUGAAAUGCUGCCAAUACUUGCUAGCACCUGCACGAUGAGUGCUUUAGGCAGUUAUAGAGCACAGUUUGAUCAUUUUUCUCCUGUACUACUUCUACUAAAUCUGAUCAUGAAAUAUCGACUUGAAUCAGAUGUGUUAGAGCCGAGAAAUCCCCAAACUGUGCUGAGCUCCGGCCUAGAGGUGGACGCGGUAGGCUUGUGUGAUACUGAUUUUUUCUCCGCUUGUGAUUUAUCAUUUACAAAAAUCAUGAUACAUUAUUUCAUUGUCAAGAACCAACAGCCCCCCAAAAUGAGACAGGAAAGUGACCAUUUCCACCAUUUCAGCGUAAGGAGAGUAGAGGAGGAAUAAUAUUACAGCUGUGCGGUCAGGAACUGCUUACCAGGCAGAGACAAUCACGAAAAAUCAAAAUUGAAAUAUAUUUACCUGAUAUUAUCUCUAUACGUGUGUAAUGUUCGCUAAGCAAAACACACACACAUAUUUCACAUUAAUGAACUCUAAACAUUCUCCGUUUACUGGGAGAGAAAGCGAAAGAGCGCCGCGAGUCCAGUCGAGAGCGUGUGAGAUGGAGGGAAAGGGGGCAGAGCUUCCGGUUAAUAGAGUUCAAAACACCCACGCAACUGUCAAUCAUUCCAGAUUCAUAUAUCUGUUGGAUCAUCUCGUGUUUUAUUGGGGAGAAAUAGACCGCUCUUCUGGAGUAUUAUUGAGUGAGAACUCGUACUAACGUACUCCGAUGUUAAACUUCAGGGCUUGGAAGUUAAAUAUCACACAAGCCUAGUGCACAGAACUGCUUUUUUUAUUCCACUGCCGCUUGAUCCCGCAGUUCUGCGGUUGUUUUGGAUGCACGCCUCUAAUCCGGCCCUGCAGGAUGGCUGUUGUGCAGCGCAGCCUUAAGCCAGAGGUGCAAUAGAGCACCAUUCAUAAACAACUGAGACCAUGCAUUUACGUUCUAAUACUGAAGGACGUCACUGAAGCACAUCGUGUGCUACAAAGGCACUGUAAUGGGAAGCGUCUACACAGCAAAAAACCUACAGUGUUUAUAUACACAUGUAUAACGAAGUUAAUUCUGAGCUUUUUUGCUGUGUACGAUAAAAAUGUGUUCCUGUAUGAUAUCAUUAUUGCAGUUAGGCAGUGUGUUCACAUAGGUGCAACUUGGUAGUGUAGUUACUGCAUCUAUUGUCAGUAUUCUCAAGCUAUAUCUAUUUUUAGCAUUUCUGAUGGAAAAUUGCCAUAGACAAUAAUCAUAGUAGUUACAGGGGUAGGGGCGUAGACAUAUGUAAAUACUGAAAUGUGUUUUAUGCGUUUGUAAUAAAGUUCUGUCAUGGCAACAACUAACAUUCAUGUUAACACCAGCUAACGUUAGCUAAUAAAGUCAUCCAGCGUCAUGAUUUAUCUGUUUAUAGUUACAUUUAAUCGAAAUUAGUUCCUGUUGUCACUUACGUUAUAGCAGCUAUAAACAGGCGUUUCCUCACCAGCCUCUCUUUAUUCUCUCUCUUGAAGACAAAAAUCGCAGCUUGUCACGUUACCGAGAAACAACAAAACGUAAACUCCUCUGUCCUGAAGACUUUCCCGUGUCAGAAAACCUACUGCUACAGAUACAGCUGUAGAUAUUAAACUGGAUUUUACAGAAAUACGGAUUUAUAUGGAGCUGUGCACGUCCCUGUGAAUGAGCUGUUACUAUAGAAACGAUAACGUAUUAGAAGGAGCGCAUUAAUAUAAACCUGUGAUUGAUGUUCCUAUUGUUUGAGCUGCUGUUACAGAAAAGUAAUCCACACCUUCUGAUUCAAGAAGUAAACAGCGUUAUGGUAUAAAUCGUUGCAUCACCCAGCCCUAAUGCUGUUCAUCCAUAUUACGAAAGUUAGACAGCAAGAGUAGAUGUACCGUGUUUAGCAAUUUCCUCCAUAACCUCUAGCUAACUUUGAUAAACUUGUCUUAUGACCACAGAUUAAAGUUUUCUGUCAAAAUCAACUGAGUUACACCAUGAUGUCAGCUUGGAGAGAAGUAGAAAUCUCAGAUUCAUUUCUGCCUUACCCGUGUUCUCAGUGGCAAUAAUGUACCGUACUGUGUCUAUUAAUAACAAAAAUGCAUAAUGAAGUAAUAAUAUUCUUUUGUAAACCUAUUAGAGGCAAAUAAACCUGCUCUAUGCUUGUCAUCACGUUUGUGAUAAGUAGCUUGCUAGCCUGUAAGGUGUCCCUGAGCACUUACAGAUCUAUGAUAGUAUCUCAAUACUGUGCACUGAAAAUUAAUCUCGUGGUGUAUGCUUGAGGUUGUAUGUUUGUAGAUCAGCCAAAGAGCUAAUUGUAAAAACUUGUAAAAAAAAAAAAAAAAAAACAAUGUCCAUUAUCGAAAAGUGUAUUGUACAAACCGCACUAUUCCAAAUAUUCUUGCUGAUCGAAGAUGUCAGUAUAUUUGAAUGUACGGUGCCAAGACUUUUCCGUUGAGUGACUGAUUGUAUGCUUUGAUUUUGUAAAGACGCAUUCGCACUUAUGUUUACAGUCAAAUUAAAAGUUGUGGUUAAUAAUUGAACUAUUUUUGUAUAGUAUAAUGUUUUGCAUUAAUUAUAAGUAGCUACUUGGGUGUUACAUCUGAUGUUUCCUUGAUCCAUGAUCCAUAUUUGAGUGAUUUGCAUUAACAAAAUGGUUUUUUUUUUUUUAAUGUAAGUGCUUGAGUGUUUCUAUAAACAUCACUUCAUUGCUCCA